CCCUGAGCGCUGCCCGGCCGGCCGCCAUGGCGCACGUGGCCGACACGAAGCUGUACGACAUCCUGGGCGUCCCGCCUGGCGCCAGCGAGAACGAGCUGAAGAAGGCAUACAGAAAGUUAGCCAAGGAAUACCAUCCUGAUAAGAAUCCAAACGAUGGUGACAAAUUCAAAGAAAUAAGUUUUGCAUAUGAAGUACUAUCAAAUCCUGAGAAGCGCGAACUAUAUGACAGAUAUGGAGAACAAGGUCUUCGGGAAGGUAGCGGCGGAGGUGGUGGCAUGGAUGAUAUUUUCUCUCACGUUUUUGGUGGGGGAUUGUUCGGCUUCAUGGGCAACCAGAGCAGAAGUCGAAAUGGCAGAAGAAGAGGAGAAGACAUGAUGCAUCCACUCAAAGUAUCUUUAGAAGAUCUGUAUAAUGGCAAGACCACCAAACUACAACUUAGCAAGAAUGUACUCUGUAGUGCAUGCAGUGGCCAAGGUGGAAAGUCUGGAGCUGUUCAGAAGUGUAGCGCUUGUCGGGGUCGAGGUGUACGCAUCAUGAUCAGACAGCUGGCCCCAGGAAUGGUGCAGCAGAUGCAGUCUGUGUGUUCUGACUGUAAUGGAGAAGGGGAGGUAAUUAAUGAAAAGGACCGCUGUAAAAAAUGUGAAGGGAAGAAGGUGAUUAAAGAAGUCAAGAUUCUUGAAGUCCACGUAGACAAAGGCAUGAAACAUGGACAGAGGAUUACAUUUACCGGGGAAGCAGACCAGGCCCCAGGAGUGGAACCAGGAGACAUUGUUCUUUUGCUGCAAGAAAAAGAACAUGAGGUGUUCCAGAGAGAUGGAAAUGAUUUGCACAUGACAUACAAGAUAGGACUUGUUGAAGCUCUAUGUGGAUUUCAGUUCACAUUUAAGCACCUUGAUGGACAUCAGAUUGUGGUGAAAUAUCCUCCUGGCAAAGUAAUUGAACCAGGAUGUGUCCGUGUAGUUCGAGGUGAAGGAAUGCCACAGUAUCGUAAUCCCUUUGAAAAAGGUGAUCUUUACAUAAAGUUUGAUGUGCAGUUUCCUGAAAACAACUGGAUCAACCCAGACAAGCUUUCUGAAUUAGAAGAUCUUCUGCCAUCUAGACCAGAAGUUCCAGACAUUAUUGGAGACACAGAGGAGGUAGAGCUUCAAGAAUUUGAUAGCACUCGGGGCUCAGGAGGUGGUCAGAGGCGUGAAGCCUAUAAUGAUAGCUCUGAUGAAGAAAGCAGUAGCCAUCAUGGACCAGGAGUGCAAUGUGCCCAUCAGUAAACUCUGCAAACAGAUUACACAGGUGGAUUUUCUUUCCACUUUUGCCUGGUUUGUUUUCAGCGAUCCAGCUAGAGAGUCUGGUCAGUCCAGAUGAACUGAUGGACAUCUGUUGGUCUAUGUGUAACUUUUAAAAUUGGUAUAGUAUCUACAGAGUGUAUAAUUUAAACUAACCACAAAGCUUUACAUCUUCAUUUCGACUGUUCUGUAGCAGAAUAAAGCACUUGAAAGGAAACAAGACUCCCUUUCACACAUGGGUUAUAAGUCUCAGUUCUGGUAUCUGUGCUUGAUUUUUAUCAGUUUUGUGUAGAUUUUACGUUUCAUAUUUUAAAUUCAAAUCCCACAUUGUAAAGUAUGUGUACAAUUUGUCCUGAAGCUUUGUGUUUGGCUGCACCUGCAUAAGCUGCUACAAAUAGAAUAAAGAAUUUCAUAGCCU
Messenger RNA from Hippopotamus amphibius kiboko, 1698 nucleotides. Its product is annotated as dnaJ homolog subfamily A member 2-like. Gene Ontology annotation, biological process: protein refolding; response to heat. Bases 27 to 1265 code for a protein of 412 amino acids. Gene Ontology annotation, cellular component: cytoplasm; cytosol. The transcript has a single exon. The record is from RefSeq and is a predicted model, not a curated record. NCBI's taxonomy places the organism in Eukaryota, Metazoa, Chordata, Mammalia, Artiodactyla, Hippopotamidae. Gene Ontology annotation, molecular function: ATP binding; Hsp70 protein binding.